AUGUGGGACCAACACACGAUGACUUCGGCCAUCCCAAACAGUAAAUCGUCCUCUUCGCCACAAGGAAACCCCCAGAGCGAAGGGGACUCGUCCAACUGUGAGAAGCGCAAGGGCCCCCGUCUCGCCCACCGUAAGUCGAGGACCGGGUGUCAGCGAUGUCGCGCCCGGCGAGUCAAGUGUGACGAAGCGCGACCAGUGUGUCGCGACUGUCAUCGCCAUGGGAUCCACUGUGUUUAUGACAGGCUUGCGGAAAAAGGAGCGGUCCCCCCCUCAGCCUGGAUACAACCUCGGCCGUUCGAGCCCAGCCCAUCAGCUCCCAGUAAUGACGAACACAUGGAGCUGCGCUUGCUGCAUCACUUUACUCUAUUCACCAGCGCUACUAUGCCCGGGGCCCACCUGAAGCGUAUCAAAGACUGUUGGUCGAUCAAUGUGCCCCAACUCGCAUUCUGUUACAAACCUCUCCUUCAUGCCGUCUUCGCAAUCUCCGCCCUGCAUCUGUCCAAAACCAGCCAGGACGAAUCUGGCUUGCCGGACAUACACUGUCUUUACCUCGAGCAGGCUUUGCGCGAACAUCGAGUCUGUAUCGGCGGCAUAACGACGGAGACUGCGGAUGCGGUGUGCUUUACAAGCAUCCUGAUACAGGUCAAUGUAUUUGCUACCUUGCAAGAUCGUCCUGCUGCUCCUUAUGAACAAGUAAAUGAAUGGAUGCAUCUAGUGCGCAGGUCGGUAGCCGUUUUUGAUUCAGCCCUGGAGAUUAUGAGGCAUAAUACUCAUUCCGCGAAUAUCUGGUGUAUUAUUGAUACCUUUCCUAUUCCCUUGCGGGCGAAUUCUGAUGCUGGGUCGUUUUCAUUCCUGCUUCCGACCGUCCCCGACGAUGAGGAUGACGAGACGGCGCUAGAAGCAUAUCGAGAGGCCGUCGCGCAUAUCAAUUCCACCUGGAUGGCCAUGGAAGCAAAGGAACACCCGCAAAUCAGCUGUCGCCGGCUCAUGGUCUUCCCUCUGUUCGUGGCAACUGAGUUCAUUGACUUACUCGAGAAGAGGAGGCCGCGCGCUUUGGUGGUUUUAGCCUACUUUCUUGCCUUGUCGGCACCAUUACAGGAUAUAUGGUGGAUCGGAGACACUGCCAACAAAUCCAUUAUGGCCCUUCAACGAAUUCUUCCUGCCCAGUGGGAACACCUAAUGUCCUGGCCUGUGGAAAUGAUUGUAGAUCGUGUCCCACAGCAAACUCGAGUCCUUAUCCAACUACCUCUGUGA
Molecule: messenger RNA, 1254 nt
Organism: Aspergillus nomiae NRRL 13137
Lineage: Eukaryota; Fungi; Ascomycota; Eurotiomycetes; Eurotiales; Aspergillaceae
Product: Zn(II)2Cys6 domain-containing transcription factor afumD
Exons: 2
Coding region: 1-1254 (417 amino acids)
Biological process (GO): regulation of transcription by RNA polymerase II
Molecular function (GO): DNA-binding transcription factor activity, RNA polymerase II-specific; zinc ion binding
Source: RefSeq, a predicted model, not a curated record